Messenger RNA from Momordica charantia (bitter melon), 1530 nucleotides. RefSeq names its product endonuclease III homolog 1, chloroplastic. NCBI's taxonomy places the organism in Eukaryota, Viridiplantae, Streptophyta, Magnoliopsida, Cucurbitales, Cucurbitaceae. Gene Ontology annotation, cellular component: chloroplast nucleoid; nucleus. Gene Ontology annotation, biological process: base-excision repair; nucleotide-excision repair; base-excision repair, AP site formation. Gene Ontology annotation, molecular function: DNA-(apurinic or apyrimidinic site) endonuclease activity; DNA binding; oxidized pyrimidine nucleobase lesion DNA N-glycosylase activity. The record is from RefSeq and is a predicted model, not a curated record.
AUCUUGGACUUCCACAAAGCAAAAAUUUGGAACCUGUUAUUUAAUUGGAUUCUUCUACCGAUCCCCAUGUUUCUUACUUGUGCAAUUACAACCCCGACGCUUCCGAUUGCAUUUGCACGACGAAUUACAUGCAAAAGUAUGUCCAAAGGAAGUUUAUCUUCCUUGCCAACAAGCUCUAACAAAUUCCCUCAAGAUCAUUCAGGAAUUUCAGGGGUUAGGUCUUCCAAUGGCGUUUCCGAGUCUGAAACUCGUGUAUUCGUGAGGAGAAGAGUGAAAAAGAAUGCGGAAGUUCAAGAUAGCGGGCCUCAAGUUGAACCUAAUGUCGACGCUAAACGCUGCUGUCCUCCCGAUAUUGAAGAUUUUGCAUUCAAAAGAACAAAGGAAUCCCCUGGAUCAUGGAAGUCAAAGCCUCCACCUCUAGAUCCUCUUGUCACAGGAAUUGAAGUUUCUAAUCCAAUUAGACAAAAAGGCAUUGCAGAAAGAGGUAAGCCACCUGUGAAUUGGGAAAAAAUCCUUGAAGGAAUUCGUGAAAUGAGAUCCUCUGAAGAUGCACCAGUAGAUACCAUGGGAUGUGGGCAAGCUGCUAGUACUCUUCCUCCCAAGGAAAGAAGAUUUUCUGUCUUGGCAUCUUCUCUUCUCUCAAGCCAAACCAAAGACCACGUGACUCAUGGAGCAGCAACACGUCUCCAAGAAAAUGGCCUUCUUACUGCUGAUGCUAUGGACAAAGCUGAUGAAGCAACCAUUAAAAGCUUGAUAUACCCGGUUGGAUUUUAUUCAACAAAGGCUAGGAAUUUGAAGAAGAUUGCAAAAAUAUGUCUUAUAAAGUAUGGUGGGGAUAUACCUAGGUCAUUGGAGGAGCUACUUCUACUACCUGGGAUAGGUCCUAAGAUUGCACAUUUGAUCAUGAUUAUGGCAUGGAACGAUGUUCAGGGGAUAUGUGUAGAUACUCACGUGCACCGUAUUUCCAAUCGGCUUGGAUGGGUGUCUGGAAAAGGCUCAAAACAGAAAACAUCCACUCCUGAAGAAACUAGAGUGGCAUUAGAACUGUGGCUGCCAAAGGAAGAAUGGGUUCCAAUUAAUACUCUUCUGGUGGGUUUUGGACAGACUAUUUGCACUCCUCUUAGACCCAAAUGUGGAAAUUGCAGUGUAAGCGACUUGUGCCCAUCAGCAUUCAAGGAGUCUUCAAGCCCAUCUCCCAAAUUGAAGCGUUCAAGCUCCACCAAAAAGUUAUGAUCAUCUUUUUGUAUGAAUUGAAAUAUUUCAGUCGCAGAUUUACCCCAAGUAAUGCAUUUCUAUCUUUUUGGUUCCAUAAUGGUUUACAAAAGGCUUAAAUUAUGGUCCUGUUUCUAUAACCUCGUGUUAAUGGAUAGGUAGGUGGAUUUUCAGGGAUCUCGAUUGGCCAUUGUUGUAUAGAAAGAAUUUUUUUUUGAUUUCAACACAUUGGAAUUGGAAAGGAGAUUGAACCUUUAACCUUUUGAUCAAUGUUAGAACCUUUAACCUUUUGAUCAAUGAUAUAUAUUUUAACGCGUA